Kwoniella botswanensis is the source of this 3249-nucleotide messenger RNA. RefSeq lists its product as uncharacterized. NCBI's taxonomy places the organism in Eukaryota, Fungi, Basidiomycota, Tremellomycetes, Tremellales, Cryptococcaceae. The record is from RefSeq and is a predicted model, not a curated record. The transcript is spliced from 6 exons. Gene Ontology annotation, cellular component: cytosol; mitochondrion. Bases 1 to 3249 code for a protein of 1082 amino acids. Gene Ontology annotation, molecular function: protein binding. Gene Ontology annotation, biological process: cell redox homeostasis.
AUGGACGCUGGACUCGCUCAUCUCGUCAGCUGGAGCGAGUCCACAAAGGGCAAUGUCCCUCCUCCUCUCACCGGACCAUCCGUCACCAUCUCACCACUUCCAGCACCCCAUCCACCCACUGUCUUCUUAUUUGGUGGUAAAUCAGUGAAAACUCGUCGACUGACAUCAGAGAUGUGGGCGAUGAAUUUGAAGACUAGAUUAUGGGAAAGGGUAGAUGCGGGUGAAGGUCCCGGUCCGAGGUACUUCCAUUCUAUGGAUGUCUGGGAAGACAAACUCGUAUGUUUCGGCGGGAUGUCCGAUUCUGAUCCCAUGUCAGUACAUAACGAUAUAUGGUUCUUCGACUGUCCAUCAAGACGAUGGUUACCCCAACCCAAUCCUUCAUCAAGUGUGAUAGGUUUGGGAAUCUCCUCGCCUUCGCAUCAUACUCCACAGGAUCCAUCCCUGAUACCUUCGGCGAGAUAUGCCCAUCUUAGUGCAGUAUCAAGAGGUAAAUUGGUCAUUUCGGGUGGGCAGCAUUCGGAUAACUCGUGGAUUUACGAGAUCAACGUAUAUGAUCUGAAGAAGAAAGUUUGGGAGUCCAAGACAGCUCAACCUGAAUCGGCGGGUCACCACUCAAAAGGUGCUUACCGAAGUGUAGCUACUAGUUCAAAGAAAAGAGUAGUACAACCUCAGCCAACUUCGGAGCUCAAGAGCUCCUCUCAUAGCUAUUCAAUCGAUGAAGAAGGAGAAGGAGGAGAUGUAUGGUGUUACUCCAAUUAUGAUUUCGCCAAAGUCCGACGUGAAUUCGAUGUUCUCUCCCCCGACAACCUUAGCCCACCUGUCCCAUCCAGCAAACAAGUCCCACCACCUUCUUUCAACCUUCGCGAUGACUCGGAUGCUAUGCGAGGUCAGCAUCAGCCCCCUGGUCUACGAUUCCCCACGGGUGGUAUAGUAGGAAAUCACUUCAUCCUAUGUGGUCUGUAUCUCGCCUCCUCCUCUGCCGCCUUCUCCAUCUGGGCUCUCAACCUGGACAACAUGGUAUGGCGACAUCUCGAACCCAACGUGCUCGAUACGGGAAGUUGGAACCGUGCGGUAAUCUGGCCUGAGAUGGCAAAGAUCUUGGUAUUUGGUAACAGCGAAUUGGACUUGGCUGCCGAUUACAGUCGUCGAGCUGUCAACCUCGAUCAUAUCGCCGUCAUCUCCCUGGAAGCUUUCGGCAUCUAUCAACCGCCCAAUCUCGAGAUACCCGCCAAAAUACAACAAGCCGGAUUGACCAUGUUAGAUGAGAAGCUGGCUUCCAAUUUCGAAGUUAUUUGCGAUGAUGGACGAAGGAUCAAGUGCUCUCGACAGAUCUUGUCCGAGCGAUGGCCCUGGUUCGCCGAACAGGAACGAGCUCUAGCCGACAAAGCUGCCGGUGUCCUUGCAGCUGCACCGGCGGUCGAUAUCAACGAUACUCUCCUUGGAUCGUUCACUCCCGCUCGAUUGGCUCCCACCAAUCUCACAAUACCGGAGCCUUUCCCAGUAUGUGUGGCUCUGGUACAGUACUUCUACACCUUGACCUUGUCGACUGCAUUGCAAAAUCGGGCACCUGUCCUCUCAGCUUUGCUAUUCCUUGCCAAGCAAUACAACAUUGAUCGCCUGAACAGACUGGUAGUUCAUGCCCUACAUGAAAGGUUAGAACCCAGCAUCGCUGUCGGUAUAUAUGAGAUUGCUACUUUAGCCGGUGAACAAUGCCUUCAAGUUAGAGCAUUGAACAUGAUCCACAUGGCUAAGAAUGCUGCUGCUCGAUCUCAACGUUCUAAUCAAGGUCCAGCCAGCUCUCAGGCUUCUGAUAGCGGUAGUUCCAUUGGUCAACCAAAUGUCACGCCCAGUGGCACGUAUCAUCCCUCUUCGGACGCUUCUAACCCCUCGACUGCUCCUCGUGGCGGUCCUAGCGAUGAUACUCCUCAUCGACGAGCGCGAGCAGAUUCAUUGACUAUACCUAUGGAUGUGAUUUUUGCGCUACCUCUUGAUCCUCCGAUGCCUGGAGAGCCAGAACAAGAUAUCGCUACAAAAGAUGAUCAGAUCAAUGCUCUGUUGGUUGCCCUUGAUGUCAACUCCGUAGCCUCACGGAAACCAUCCCUCACUCCCUCCGAAGGCAGCGUAUCUCUUCGACCUCCACCAGAUUAUCCUGUACCUCCCCCACCUCGACGCAAUCCACUCAGAUUGCCUAUGCCUGUAAACACUGCUACUCUGCGUGUAUCACCUGGACCAUCCACUCCCGAUUUUUCUCAUCAUUCGGCAGGAUUUCACCGACCGUCCAGUCCCACCAAUUCCGAUGUCACUUCUAACUUCCCAUCCACACCUGCUGAUUCGAUGAGAGAAGCAUGGAUCCUCCCUCCUAGGGAUUUCUCGUCGAACAUGAUGGAUAGUCGAUCUAGUUCCGGAUCUGGUUUACCUCCCUUGCCCGAAGAUCAUCUACCUACCCACCAAUGGAACGACGCGUUCUCAAUGAGACGUAAUCAAUCUAUGAAGUCAAAGAAUCGAGAUGCCCUAGUUGACCCUUUGGCAGACGGGAAGAGAUUAAAUGCAGCUACGCUGGAAGCAGCAGGAUUGUUGCCUCCUGCUACACCUCCGCCUCAAUCCAUGUCAGCUCAACAAGCUCGAGCUAUGGACAAUUCGAACUCGCAUCAUUCGGUCGCAUCUUACUAUUUCGAAGCGCCAGCCUCACCAUCGAAAUCAGCAUUGUCUCGAGCGACUUCUUCAGGAUCGAUCAACUCGGCACAUCACAAAAACAGACAUUUCUCCAUGAUGACCGACAGUUCCGCCUCAACUGGUCAGUCAGUCAGAGAGAUCAGGUUGAAUACCAGAGAUACUACCACGAUAGAUUUCUCAGAUACCACUUCACUGAUAAGGACCAACACCACUGGUACAGGUGGAAUAUCGACUUAUGAUGGCGCGAGUAUCAGCUCGGGUUCAACGGGGACUAGUAGUAAGAAAGCUGCUAAAGCGGAAUUGAAAGCAAUCAGAGCAGCAGAGAAAGACGCCAAGAAAGCCGAAGCUCAAGCUCGAUUCGAGGCAUUACGAGCUCAACAAGCUAAGAAGAUGGCCAUCUCCCGAGCUGAAGCUCAGAGACAAGCGGAUAUUCGAGCGAAAGAAAAGGAAGAAAAAGAGAAACAAGCCGCUGCGUCGACAAAAGAAAAACCCAAAUCGAAAUGGGGUAAAAUUGGUAAAGGGUUUACAGACGCCGUGCUCUUCCCUGCCGGUGGAUCAAACUCUACCAUGAUUUAG